AUGCAACAAAAUUCUAAGCAUUCUGAAAUUCAGACUUAUUUGAAGUCCCUUCCAGAGAUAAAGUCCCAGAGUAAAGCAGAUUGGUAUUGGGCCAAUUUUGCGAACCAAAAAAGGACAAACCCUGUGACUUUCAAUGAGUGUGUAGGGUUUUGGAAAAAGGUCCUGUAUGAAACUAGCAGGCAAGGUUGGCUAGGAAAAGACAUUAUUUGUUUAGAUACAAGUGAUAGCUUUGAAGAUAAUUUUAAAAAUAAUGGCUACAGUCCGAUGAGUCUUCGUUGCGUCAUUAAUGAAUUGUACUUAAAUUCAGAAUUAAUACCUUUAGAAGAGUUUUUAUCUGCUCAAACUCAAACAUGGACAAAUUGGGUGAUUUCAAAACUAUUAUCACCGAUACAAAAGAUUGCUGGUGCAGAUCAUCCAACUAAAUGGGUUGUGGUAGAAACGCUCAAAGAAGCUGCUAAUCGAGUCCUUCAACAUCAAGAAAAAUAUGCUAUCCACGGAAUCACUGAUAACCUUUACACGAUGAAAACUUUUAAGGCCGAAUUUGCAGCUGUGGCAAUUCCGGAUUCUGUGAUGUCAGAAGUCGAUUUAAAGGUGGUGAUAACAUAUUUAGAAGUUGAGAAAAAGAUUUUAGUAACAAGUACUUAUGGGAGCGCGAAUGAAGAUAACAUGAUAAUCAAAUUCCAAGCGAAAAAUAAAAAUGACUAUAAGCUCGAAGUCACGUCAACAGAUCGCGGUAUUGUUACUAUCAAGGAAACGUGUCAGAAAUUGCAUCAACAAGUUCAAGAUAUUGAAGCACGGAUAAAAGAGAUUUCGACAAAACUUAAUGAACAUAUUAUUCUUAAGCAAAAGGUCAUGGCCAAAUAUUGUUUGCGACAGAAAAAGCACCUCGAACAAGUUGUAUCAAAGAGGCUUGGAUCAUUAGAAACAGUUGAAGGAAUUUUAUCGAAGAUUCAAGGGGCCGCAAGCGACGCUGAAAUAAUCGAAAUAUAUAAUGUUGGAGCAAAUACUUUAAGAGACAUUUUUGAAUCAUCUGGACUCACCGCUGAUUCGGUGGAAGCAACGAUGGAUAAAUUGCAGGAAGUUUUCGCAGAUCAACAAGAAAUUGAUGAUGCUAUGAAAAUAGGUGAUUCAUUAAUCGAUACGACGGUUGGUCAGGACGAGGAAUUGGAAAAAGAGCUUGAUGCAUUAUUGAUAGACGAAGAAGUGGUCAAAGAAUUCCAAGGGAAAUUAAAAUUAGAACCUUUGACAAUAAAAGAAUCAAACGAAAAUGAUGUUUUGUCUCCAACAUCAGUGCCAGAGAAAUUAUCCAUACAAACCGAGGAAAAUGAAGAGAGAACUGCAAUUCCGUUACAUUAA
Molecule: messenger RNA, 1356 nt
Organism: Acaulospora morrowiae
Lineage: Eukaryota; Fungi; Glomeromycota; Glomeromycetes; Diversisporales; Acaulosporaceae
Source: the annotation of a GenBank genome assembly